This is a messenger RNA of Aspergillus heteromorphus CBS 117.55, 510 nucleotides long. RefSeq names its product DUF3237 domain-containing protein. NCBI's taxonomy places the organism in Eukaryota, Fungi, Ascomycota, Eurotiomycetes, Eurotiales, Aspergillaceae. Bases 1 to 510 code for a protein of 169 amino acids. The record is from RefSeq and is a predicted model, not a curated record. The transcript has 8 exons.
AUGUCUGGAUUCCCUACCCUUCAGCCGGCCUUUACCUUACAGGUCACGAUCGAUGCCCCGCUCGGCGUCGGCAGUGCCUCCAGGAAAAACAACCUGCAGGUCGUGCCCAUGACCGGCGGAUCCGUCAAGAGUGCUCCCGGAUUCUCCCCGGCCCUGGAUGCCGAGUUUGUCGGGGUGGGCAACGACUACAUCCAUGCGGAUGCUGAUGGCAAGCACCUGCGUCUGGAUGCCCACGGAGUGAUCAAGCCUAAGGAUAGCGAGGACCUCAUCUACCUGAACUACACCGGCGUUGGCACGCUGCUCCCUGAAGUGCAGGCCGUUUUCGCCGGGACCGCUCCCGAUGGCUCGACCCCGUUCAACAGUGUCUUCACCCACAUCACCUUCGAGACCGGCAGCGAGCGCUACAAGGACCUGGAAAGCCGGGUCUUCGUCGCCCAGGGACGCUUCAACGUCGAGAAAGGCAAGCCCACCGUGGUCGAGUACCGCGUCAGCCAGGUCGUCCAAGGUUGA